Molecule: messenger RNA, 1242 nt
Organism: Rotaria sp. Silwood1
Lineage: Eukaryota; Metazoa; Rotifera; Eurotatoria; Philodinida; Philodinidae
Source: the annotation of a GenBank genome assembly
AUGGCGCCUUUAUGGUACGAGUACAAUGAUCCGCAACAAGCACUUAAAGGCAUUGUAUAUCCACCGAAUGCCGUUGAGCUUCGUCCAUUCAAUACGAUAGCCUGUUAUCGAAUGACUAUUGGUCAAUCGAACAACUUUCGUCAACACCCAAUUUCUGUGAGUGAAAACUCUACGGAAACGCUCAUAUUAAUGCUCGAUACUUUUGCACAACAAUUUGGUGCCGAUCUGAGCUUUACAAAGAAUGACGUACUGUUCGAUAGAAGUGCCUAUCGUAUUGCUUGUGGAGUAGCUAACUUGGGUAAUGUUCAUCUCCUCGUCACGAAUUAUAUUGCAACGGCUAAAUUCUCAGUUAUGAUUAAUAUCGACUAUGACAAAAGUCUCGCUGGAUUGGAUGAUACAAUCAAAGAUUUUCUGCUAAACUUUUCUGAACGAAUUGCUAGAAAAUUGAAUUUUUCUGAAGAAUAUUUGCGAAUCUGUUCUGUCGAGAAGUUACCCGAGACGCCGAAUAUGAUGAUUGUUCACUUUGGUUUUACAACUCCCAAUCGGAAAGAUACUGAGCAGAUAGCUCGCGAUUUUCAGGCACGAGCUCGUGUAGGCUUCGGAGACGAUACCGUACUUCAGUAUGUGAAACCUGGCGAAUACACAUACUCUUGGGUGCCUAUGCUAUCCUAUCUUCAGCUAAAUGCAAAUGAUUUCGCUCGAAAAAACAAUGUGGACUAUAGAAAGUCAGGUUUACCUGAAUCUGAACGACAUGGAGGUUAUCCUUACUAUUUGCCAAUUGGUUGGUACUAUCAUGCACUCAAACUCGACCAAAAGUAUUCAGAUGGUGAUGUCUGGUUUGGCUCUGUCAAUGCUACAGGUGAAUGGCCAGUCGCCUUCCAUGGAACGCAUUCCAGUACAGUCGAUGGUAUUACUCAGAAAGGUCUCGUAACAAGUGUCGUUGAAGCAGAUACCGCAAGUUCGAAAAUGAUGGAAUCAACCAUGAAUCAACCGGAAAUCUAUUUGACUACUCACUGUAACGGCGGUGCUCAUCCACACUAUACAAAACCGUUCCAUUUGGAAAUACCGGAUAAAAAGAAGAACACAUUUCGUAUUGUUUUUAUGUGUCGUGCACAGCCUGGCAAGUUCACUACUCAUCAAGUUAGUACUUCAACAGGUCAUACGUGGCGUUUUGUCGAUCCUGAUGCUGUUCGACCCUACGGCAUUCUAAUUAAAGACGAAGAUACACUUGACAAGAGCUAA